Geodia barretti is the source of this 342-nucleotide messenger RNA. NCBI's taxonomy places the organism in Eukaryota, Metazoa, Porifera, Demospongiae, Tetractinellida, Geodiidae. The record is from the annotation of a GenBank genome assembly.
AUGGGACGAUCGACUUUUAGAGAGUUCAUCUGCGCGCUCUCCGGACCUCUCGCGGGAAACUCGAAGACAAGCUGCGCUGGCGUUCACAUGUACGAUCUGGAUGGAAACGGAUUCAUCACGAAAGCAAGAGAUGUUGGAAAUCGUCCGGGCGAUCUACAGGAUGGCGGCACGGUGAUGAAGAUGCAGAGGACGAACUCAACGCCCGAGAAAAGAACGGAGAAGAUUUUCCGACAGAUGGACGCAAACAAGGACGGGAGGCUCUCGCUGCAGGAGUUCAUCGACGGAAGCCAAAACGACCCGUCCAACGUUCGGUGCUGCAGUGGACACGAGCAUAGGUGGUGA